This is a messenger RNA of Leptidea sinapis, 1488 nucleotides long. It is a transcript of the gene gbb, whose product is annotated as protein 60A. Gene Ontology annotation, biological process: SMAD protein signal transduction; BMP signaling pathway. The coding region runs from base 174 to 1421 and encodes 415 amino acids. Gene Ontology annotation, molecular function: cytokine activity; growth factor activity. The transcript has 7 exons. Lineage: Eukaryota; Metazoa; Arthropoda; Insecta; Lepidoptera; Pieridae. Gene Ontology annotation, cellular component: extracellular region. The record is from RefSeq and is a predicted model, not a curated record.
GGUUCAGUGGCUCUAUAGUCUAUACGCCCGUUGCUGCCAGUUGAUUGAAACGUGCCUGUGUUCACUCCAUUACAAUUUACAACUCGCAAGCCACAAGCUGACCGCUGACCGCGACUUAACCCAGUCUGUUGCGCGCAUCUACAGCGUGCAGUUAUUUCUCAACCGUUCUUAAAAUGGCCGAAUUAAAAACGGCGUGGCAUUUCGCCGGUGUGUUAUUGUUUACAUUAGCAACGGACGCUGCAUUAUCUGGACUUUAUAUCGAUAAUGGUGUCGAUCAAACAGUUAUCCAACAUUCUAUGACGCGAUACGAGAGACAAGUGGUGGAACACGAAAUUCUAGAAUUGUUGGGACUAGGCGAGAGACCGCGACGUUCUCAGCCCCCGCCGCUCGACAGAUCAGCCCCAAGUUUUCUGUUAGAUGUUUAUAAACAGCUGGCCGAGGAGCAUGAACUGGCACGUCCAACGCGGAGUUCCGAGAAUGCGAUUAGUGGCGAUGAACAACAAGCCAUUGAUGAAAGUGAUCUUAUUAUGACGUUCCAGAGCAAAAAACAUCAUUUAGGUGUGCUUCGACAUGGACACGGUAGACACGUGUGGUUUGAAGUGACAGGCGCGCCCGGCGAUGCCUCGUCGCUCAUCACCGCGGAACUCCGUUUACACCAGUCAGCAUCGCAUACCGCGGAGCCGACAGAUUUGUACACCGUGGUCGCGCAUCGGGUGCUCAGUGUCGAUAACUUGGGUGGCAUGCAGAUGGAGAAGGUGGCCGCGGUGAACACGAGCGCUGGGUCCGAAGGUUGGUUGGAGCUGAACGUGACGCUCGCGCUGGCGUCUUGGCUCGGAGCCCCGGCAGACAACCGCGGGUUCUUCGUCACCCUGCAUCCACAUUCUCAGCCAGAGCGACAUGUGAAACCUGAAGAAAUAGGCUUAGAGGAAACUCGUGGUCCUAACUCGGAGGGAAAACAGCCGUUCCUAGUGGCAUUCUUCAAGAACGGACCUAAACUUGACACCGCAGGCGGCAGGCGAAAGCGUGAAGCUAGACGGUGGCGCUCUCACGGAUAUUCGGAGAACUAUUUAAGGAAUCCGUUAACAGAUACAUCCCAUUGGACAACUAGGAGCUGUGAGAUUCAAACGUUAUACGUUAGUUUCAAGGACUUGGAAUGGCAGGACUGGAUUAUUGCCCCCGAAGGAUAUGGCGCUUUCUACUGCAGCGGAGAGUGUAACUUCCCUUUGAACGCACACAAAAAUGCAACUAACCACGCCAUUGUCCAGACGUUAGUUCAUCUGUUGAACCCUACUCAGGUGCCGAAACCAUCAUGUGCUCCAAUCAAAUUGUCGCCGAUAUCCGUCCUAUACUACACAGAUGACUCGAAUGUAAUACUACGUAAAUACAAAAAUAUGGUCGUUAAAAGUUGUGGGUGCCAUUAAUUAACUGUUUAAUUCACAAAUAAACUAGUCUAUAAUCCAUCCAAUUACGAUAGUUAGAUAAAUAAUU